Molecule: messenger RNA, 1428 nt
Organism: Saccoglossus kowalevskii
Lineage: Eukaryota; Metazoa; Hemichordata; Enteropneusta; Harrimaniidae
Product: glutathione peroxidase 2-like
Biological process (GO): response to oxidative stress
Molecular function (GO): glutathione peroxidase activity
Source: RefSeq, marked validated
GUGUUUAUUCUGUGCUCAAGGUACAAUAAAACGGUUGUCUAGAUUUCUGUAUAUGCCGCCAUUUAACAGCAGCCUGUAGUCGUCACGGUAUCAGCUUUAGCUCUCACAGCAUAACUCUACAGGUAGCAGCGAUGAAUAUACACCGGUAUCACCGCAAGUCUGACCUCAAUCGGAGUAUUUCGCAAGACGUUUCAGAUGUAGAACCACCUGUCGUGAAUUCGUUCUACGACUUGACUGCUAAGUCUCUGACCGGCGAAGAGGUCAACUUUUCUAGCUACAAAAACAAAGUCGUUCUGAUUGAAAACGUGGCGUCCCUCUGAGGCACGACCGUCAGGGAUUUCACCCAACUCAAUCAGCUGGUCGCCAAAUUUGGCGAUAAGCUGCAAGUGUUGGGAUUUCCCUGCAACCAGUUUGGUCACCAGGAAAAUGCCACGGAAGAGGAGAUCCUAAACAGCCUUAAGUACGUCCGGCCUGGAGAUGGUUUCGUGCCAAACUUUCCAUUGUUUUCUAAAGUGUUAGUGAAUGGAAAAGACACCCAUCCAGUAUUUCGCUAUCUGAAGUCUCAUCUACCGACCCCAAGUGAUGACAGCGAAUCUCUUAUGGCCGACCCACGUGCCAUCAUCUGGAGCCCUGUAAGAAGAACCGACCUAUCGUGGAAUUUUGAGAAGUUCUUAAUCGACAGUAAAGGAAACCCAAUCAAGAGAUAUAGUCGCCAUUUUGAGACCAUCAACAUAGCCAAAGACAUCGAAAAUCUUCUUUAACCUCAACUUCAAAUUCAAAAGAUGAUUAAUAUGAUUAUAAUUUGAUUAAAUAUUGAUGUAGGUAGAGGCUCUGGUUGCUUUCAAUCUGCGAUCACUAGUUGAUGGCUGCUAGGUUACACUCUAACUUCAUUUGUACAACUACCCAUGUAAAUCACGUUUGGCAGCACUCCUCUGACGGGAUUUGUCAACCGAUUAGAGCGCGUCUUACUAAAACAAUUGAUAUUCUAGUAAGUGGACUACAAACACGCUCUGAUUUGCUGCUCUUCCUGUGAGAUUUGAACGCGAUCUGCAUUUACAGAGGCAUUUUCACCGAAUCCGAUAAACCAAUGAUCGUACAUUAAAAGCGACCAUAGUUUAUACCUUCAUCAGACUGAUUGUAUUCGAGCCCAAAAAUUGUAUUCACAAAUUAUUUACCCACAUACACAUCUGGAAUAAUUGCAAAUUACUCGUUUUACUCUAAUGAACUGCAAUAGUGAUAAACAGUGGUUAAUUUUCAUCUUCGAAAAAAACUGUUACAUUGAUGGUUUUACUUUUAUGAUGACGUCAUCGUAAACUUCCCAAUGCCGGUGGUGUCGGAUCCCCAGUAAACGCACUUGCAAUGUCAUAGUUUUUUGUAUGAACGUGGAAGUAACUCGAGAAAUGAAAUAAUAAAAUUAAUAUACACUUA